GUGACGGAGAGAAGUCACUUCACACGAAUUGUGACUUGUAGCACACCUGGCUUCCACUGAAAAACAGAAGACAACUGGGUGGAUGUUCUGGAGGACAAGCAUGGAGGACCAGGAGGAGAAAGGUCCAAGUGGAAAUAAUGGAUUAAGACAGCUCACAAUGAGUCCUCAUCAUGUUCCUCCAAAAAAGAUUCAGUCCUGGUUCCGGUUCCUACUCCUGCUGAGUGUGGCACUAUUUUUCCUGUGUUACGUCCACUCCAUUAAUUCUCCAUCCUGGUGGGAGAACUCUCUUCUCCGUGAGCACUACCAGAGGUUGAUGAACCACACCUAUCAGGUCCAACGCCCUCCUUCUUACCGGGUCCACCCAAAGCAUCUAUUGAAAGUAGACAACCAAUUUCCUACCACCACUACCACCACUAACACCACUAACACCACUACCCCCACUCACUACCACCAGGCCUACCCGCGGAACUAUCGUUUCAUCAUGGAUGUCGGCGAUGUGUGCAAGAACAACACGCCCUUUCUGGUGCUCAUGGUUCCCGUGUCACCUGGAAAUGUGGAAGCCCGGGACGCCAUCCGCCGCACGUGGGGCAAAGAGAAUGUGGUCCAGGGUGAGAGGGUCCGGACGCUCUUUAUGCUGGGCCUGGCUGGAGGUGCAGUGCAGCAGCAGAAGGUGCUUCAGGAGAGCAAACUGCACUGCGACCUGAUCCAGAGCAACUUUGUAGACACUUAUGUCAAUCUGACCAUCAAGACCAUGGUCAUCAUGGAGUGGUUGGCCACACGCUGCCCUAUGGCCACCUACGCCAUGAAGGUGGACUCGGACAUGUUCCUCAACAUCGACAACCUGGUGUUGAUGCUGCAAAGGCCCGGUAUCCCCAAAACCAACUACCUGACCGGGAUGAUCAUGUGGGACAUACCAGUCAUCCGCCAAAAGAGCUCCAAGUGGUACGUCCCUGAGGAGCUCUACCCAAAUCCCAAAUACCCCACAUACACUCUGGGCAUGGGGUACGUCUUCUCCAAUGAUCUCCCACGCAAGUUUGUGGACAUCUCCAAAACCAUCACUCCGUUCAACAUUGAGGACGCUUACAUUGGAAUGUGCAUGAGCAAGUUGGGACUGGCGCCCACGCCGCCGCCCGAUAGAUGGCAGUUCCGGACCUAUAACACCAAAUACAAUCGCUGUGAAUACUCCAGGAUCAUCACCUACAUCCUUGGGUCGCCUCAGGAGCUGGUCAACUACUGGAUGGACCUCAAGAGUAAGCCUGGACCGCCUUGUUGAAGCAUAUAGGAGAGUUCUGUGAAUCUCAAUGAUGAAACGGAAUACAGCAUCUGUCACCCAGUGACUGUGCUUGACACUUGUAUGGAAUAUUUGUCAGUCUGCGACGAUUACUUCCAACACAACAGGGCAGGAGAUGUGAGUCUCAGGUGUUUAACUUUACUUUCCUGAAAUACUCAUCUCGCCUCUGAUACUCUCCCCAGAGGUGGCACAUAGUGGUGCUUUUCCCACUGGCCAGCGACACAGGAGGAUGACAAGAGUUUAUCAAAGGGAAUUACUCAAAAGGUGGAACAUUUCCAAGGAAUUAUCAAGAAUUAUGUGGGAAUUUCAAGGUCCCCUGUUAUGCAAAUGUUACUAUUUAAUGAUGUUCUUUCUAACUAAAAUGUGACCCUAGGCUGCGCUGUGUAAAAAGACAGUGAAUAUUAUUAUAUUCACAUAUUUAUCGAUACGGACUUUAAGAAAAGGAAGAAAUGUGAUGUUCCGCUUCUACAGGAGAAAGUUUGCGGAGCAGCGUGUACCACAAGCAGCCCCUAGUGGCCACUGAGCGUAUAGGUGAAAUGUCACAUUUUUAUUCCAUAUACCAGGGAUGUCCAAAGUGUGGCCUGUGUCUGUUUUUUAAUGGCCUGCGGCACAUCCAAACAAUAUCAUUGAACUAGAAAGCUAAAAAAACAACAACAACAGCAAAAAUUUAAAAAUCUGUAAAUAUUUUACAAAGAUGAAGUCAAAAUAUUAAGAAAAAAAAGUUGUGAUCUAACGAUAAUUGUACAAGAAAUCAGUUGUAAUAUUAUGAGGCCACACGGUGGCCUUGUGGUUAGCAUGUGGGCUGGGUUCGAAUCUCCGUUCAAAUCUUUGUGUGCCGUUUGCAUGUUCUCCCCAUGGGUUUUCUCGGGGUACUCCGGUUUCCUCCCACAUUCCAAAAACAUGCAUGUUAGGUUAAUUGGUGACUCUAAAUUGUCCAUAGGUAUGAAUGUGAGUGUGAAUGGUUGUUUGUCUAAGUGUGCCCUGUGAUUGGCUGGCGACCAGUCCAGGGUGUACCCUCCAUCUCACUCCAGCGACCCUAGUGAGGAUAGGCGGCAUAGAAAAUGAAUGUAUGGAUGGAAGACAUUAUUUUACUUAAGUUGUAAUAUUAUGAAAAAUAAACAAACCAACGAAUAAUGUUGUAAAUUGUGGAAAAUUAGCUAGUUACUAGAAUAAAGUCAAAAUAGCACGGAAAUAAAGUCGUAUUUACGAGAAGAAAAUUUACCAGAAGAAAAGUUGAAAUAGUUGGAAAAUUUAACAAAAUCCCCCCCCAGCAGGAAUGGAAAAAAAAAUUGUUGCAAUUUUACAAAAAUAAAGUAAAAUUAUUAAGAGAAAAAAGUCGUAUUAAAACAAGAAAAAAAGUCACAAUUUCACCAGAAUAAACUCGUAAUGUUAUGAGGAAAAAUAAAGCCAUUUUAGUAGCUUAUGCUAAAACUAGUAUAGUAAAAUAACAUUUUUUUUUAAAUAUUUCGACUAAAUAGUUGAAAUAUUAAAGAUUAAAGAAGUUCUUUAAAAUAAAAAUUAGGUUGGGGAAAAAGUUAGAAUAUUAUGGGAAUAAAGUCAUAAUAUUAUAAAAAGAAAAUGUACAAAGAUUAUUUAAGAAGAAUGUUGAAAUAUUUGGAAAAUGUAAAAAAAAAAAAAACAGCAAACAUGGCAAAAAGAGCAAAGGCCAAAGUUAAUAAUAAUAAUAAUUAUGAUUAUUAUUGUUAUUAUUAUUAAUAACAGUGAGGAGCCCUAACAGUAUCCCUGUGCACAAACGUGUUUACAACCUCUCUGUGGUGUUUUGGGUGCCUUUUUCAAACACUUGAAGUUGGAUUUUCCCAACUGGGUAAAAAUGGUAACUGGAUGAAUAAAUAGUAUGUGAGACAAGCAGCACCAUUUCCCCUACACUGAGCGUGUGACUUGAGCUUAUUGUUAUUUAUUGUUCCGCAGGCCUUUUCAGAGUUAGGUGGUCCGCAAGUUUUUUAAAUGACAAAGUGGUUACAUGCAUGGCGGGUACGUGCAGCACUUCCACGCUAACAAAGUGCUGUUUGGGCCUGUAACGUGAAGGAAGGUGUCCACUAGGGGGAGUAGACAGCAAUAUGAAGGAUAUUUGGAGAAGGAUCAGCAAGUCAGGGUCCAUUUCCGUAAAAGCAUUCUUUUUACAAAGACAAGCUUGUGAGUAAUAGCUGCAGUAAGCGUAAAAGGAUAGCAUACAAAUGCUAUUACAUAAUACAGACACUGGAGAAAGAAAGGGAGAACAAAAAAACAAUGCAACAAGUUUUCUUUUACAGAGUAAGUACGCCUUUAUGUACUUAAUGAAUAAUAAAGUGGACUGAAGUAACAAUAAUCAUGCAAACAUAAAAAGGAAGGUGGCAGCUCAAAUGGCAUGCACUAAAUUAGUGUGUUUAUUAACUUUAAAACGAAAGUGAAAUGUUUGUGUCUGUCUGUAUAACCAUGAAUAAAAUGUUUUUAUGAGUGAAAUUGUGGUUACUCCUCUUUCGUCCAAUAGAGGGCAGGCUUUAACAAGAUAAAAUGUUUCCCCAAUCCAAUAAUAUCAGAAGCCCCUCUCAAUUUGCAUACAGGUCAAAGCUACAAACAUGGAAGUUGCCCUCACACAGCAGGUGUUACGGUAAUAUAAUCUCUGGACCCUACAGACACAAUUGUCCUCUUUGUCUU
Messenger RNA from Dunckerocampus dactyliophorus (ringed pipefish), 3946 nucleotides. RefSeq names its product beta-1,3-galactosyltransferase 2-like. Lineage: Eukaryota; Metazoa; Chordata; Actinopteri; Syngnathiformes; Syngnathidae. The transcript has 2 exons. Gene Ontology annotation, cellular component: membrane. Gene Ontology annotation, molecular function: N-acetyl-beta-D-glucosaminide beta-(1,3)-galactosyltransferase activity. Bases 83 to 1273 code for a protein of 396 amino acids. The record is from RefSeq and is a predicted model, not a curated record.